Molecule: messenger RNA, 859 nt
Organism: Octodon degus (degu)
Lineage: Eukaryota; Metazoa; Chordata; Mammalia; Rodentia; Octodontidae
Exons: 4
Coding region: 42-299 (85 amino acids)
Source: RefSeq, a predicted model, not a curated record
UUCAAGCAGAGAUUACCCAAGUUCUCGUGAUACCAGAGAUUAUGCCCCACCACCAAGAGAUUAUACUUACCGUGAUUAUGGUCAUUCCAGUUCACGUGAUGACUAUCCAUCAAGAGGCUAUAGUGAUAGAGAUGGAUAUGGUCGGGAUCGUGACUACUCAGAUCAUCCGAGUGGAGGUUCCUACAGAGAUUCAUAUGAGAGUUAUGGUUGAGAACUAUGGUCAUUGUCAUGGAGUGCUGAUUUAUUCACAAGUAGAUAAAGCUGGCAUCAGGAGAAAUCAAAAUGCUGAGAGUUGUUGAAGCAGAAGAAUGCUGACUGUCAAUAAGGCACAACAGUUGCAUAAGCAGUGUCCAUCAGAAUUGGUUUGGCACAGGCAGUAGGUCUUGCCUUCAAGGGCUUUUAUGAAUCUGAGGUGGGCAACAGUGUUGAUUAACACUCUUAACUCUAGGGAGUGGUAGUUACUUAAAAUUGACCAAGUGGAGAAAGGGAAACAAAUUGGUGAGUGGAUGGACUCAGGAAGUUCUUGUGGCUAUUUGUAUAGAUUUUAUAGCUUUGGCUUUCAUGUUGAUUAGUUAAAGUCAUGGAAGCAACUCUGCAAUUUAGAAAAGAUUACCACUGAAUAUGAGAAUUAAGGGCUGGGGAUGAGCAUUUGUUGGCAUGUGUGAAGUCCUGGCUUCGGUCACCCAACACUACACAAAAUUAAGUUCAGAAAAAUAGCCAUAUAUGCUCUUUACCCAGUAGUGUGAUUUUCAGCAAGUGGAAUAUUUUUCAUUAGCUUAUCACUGAAAAUGUUUCUGUUAAACAACCCAGCGAGAGGAGUAACAUCCAGAAACAAAACAACUGGAAGCAUUGCUAACUG